CGAAAUCGACCUUAAUUGAACUGUCUUUGGAGCUGAAGUUGUGCCUGAGGUGUCUUCUGUUUCACUUGUGUUCUGUGCGUGUGGGUGUGACUGCAGCCAAAGUUUGAGGUUUGGUGCUCCAUACUGUGUAGUCAGAGGGUGGCGAAGGUGUUCAUUGCUGGGGAUGUGAUGUAAGCAUGCGGCAGCCUUGUGAGAACUGGGGAAAACGACCUGAUUACUCAGAAAUAAAAUAUUCUUUAACAUUUAUGGUGUAUCUGACAGAGCCCUGUAAAGGCUGGUCUUUAGCUUGGUCUCCCCAGGUGUGCAGUGACCUCCUGGGAGGAGGGGUGCACUGCUCUGUGGCAGAAAAUGCUAAGGUAACUCACUGCAUUAGUUCUUACACUUGAUCCUUUAAUUUUCCAGGGGUUGAAAAAUGAAACGGGAGUUUUAAACUUUGAGGACUCAGAAUGGAAGUCUCAGAAGGACAUAACUUCAUCUCACUGGAAGAGGAAACCAGAUACUGGAAAGAGUUGGCUAUGAAAUACAAGCAGUGUGCUGAGAAUACACAGGAGGAAUUGCGUGAAUUCCAAGAAGGGAGUCGAGAGUAUGAAGCUGAACUGGAGACCCAGCUGCAGCAAACAGAGUCCAGAAAUAGAGACCUUCUGUCAGAAAACAAUCGUCUGCGAAUGGAACUGGAGUCAGUUAAGGAAAAGAUUGAAAUUCAGCAUUCAGAAGGAUACAGGCAAAUCUCUGCACUGCAAGAUGACUUGGCACAGACAAAAGCUAUUAAAGAUCAACUUCAGAAAUAUAUUCGAGAACUUGAGCAAGCAAAUGAUGACUUGGAAAGAGCAAAAAGAGCCACUAUAAUGUCUCUAGAGGAUUUUGAACAGCGUUUAAACCAGGCUAUUGAAAGAAAUGCUUUUCUGGAGAGUGAGCUGGAUGAGAAGGAAAACCUCCUGGAGUCCGUGCAGCGCCUGAAAGAUGAAGCUAGAGAUCUACGUCAAGAGCUUGCAGUGCAGCAGAAACAGGAGAAACCCAAAACACCGAUGCAAACUAGCCUGGAAACAGAAAGAACAGACACUGCAGUUCAAGCAUCCUUAUCUGUGCCUUCAACUCCUUCAGUGCACCGGGCACCCAGCAUCAACAUACCCACCCCUAUGACAUUUAGGAGAGGUCUCGAGGACAGUUUUGGUGCAACCCCUCUCACACCUGCUGCAAGAAUAUCUGCACUUAACAUCGUGGGGGACUUGCUACGAAAAGUGGGGGCUUUGGAGUCCAAACUUGCGUCUUGCCGAAACUUUGUGUAUGACCAGUCUCCAAGCAGAACCACAGUGUCCAUGUACAUGAACAGAGAUGUCCUUGAAACACGCUUGAGUCCUCAUCAGCCUCUGUGUGAUACAGGGUUAGUGAAACGCCUGGAGUUUGGAACACGGCCUCCGAAUAUGCCAGGAACAAUGAGCCAUCCUUCACCAAGUGUUGUCAAGAUGCUGCUGUGAAAAGGCUGUCUGACUGUGGAAAA
Molecule: messenger RNA, 1498 nt
Organism: Pezoporus flaviventris
Lineage: Eukaryota; Metazoa; Chordata; Aves; Psittaciformes; Psittacidae
Gene: NDE1
Product: nudE neurodevelopment protein 1
Exons: 8
Coding region: 447-1475 (342 amino acids)
Biological process (GO): microtubule nucleation; establishment of mitotic spindle orientation; centrosome localization
Cellular component (GO): kinesin complex; kinetochore; centrosome
Molecular function (GO): microtubule binding
Source: RefSeq, a predicted model, not a curated record